AUGAAGUUCGCAUCCACCCUUGCGGGACUCUUCCUCCUCGGCAACGUUGGCGCUUCACCUCUCGCUGAUAAAGAAAGGCUAGAAGCCCGGGAUAAGCCCAAGUGCCAGUAUAAGGAUAGGCUUUGCUGUAACUACAAGGACAACUAUACCCCCGACUAUGGAAAUGGCGAACAUUACGGCCACCGUCACACCAUCUACGUCCGCGUUCACCAGAGUAUCCAGCGCGCUAUCAACAAGGCCUCUCGCGGUGAUACAAUCGUCGUUGCCGCUGGUACCUACGCCGAGCAGCUCACCAUCUCUAAAGACGGCAUCCAGCUCAUCAGCAAGGGCGCCGUCCUGGUUCCUCCCAAGAAGGCUGUCAAGAAUAUGUGCUCGGGCCUCAGUGGUCCCCAGACGGAGACUGGCAUCUGUGUGCAAGGGAGGGGCAUCAAACUGGACAAGUUCGUCAUUGAGCACCGCAAGGUUCUGUCCGUGGAGAGGCCCGUCAAAGACGUUUCCAUCAUCGGCUUUAAGGUCCGCAACUUCUCUGGUAUCAACAUUGCUAUCCUUGGUGCUAAGAAUACCCGCGUCAGCAAGAAUACGCUCACUGAUGGUGCCAAGUAUGGUACUCUCACGGCUGGCUCGACCAAGACGCUAGUCGAGGGCAACAAGGUCUCACACACGGGCCUAGGAGUUCAGGGGAUUGCUAUCUGCAUGGAUAACUUCUCUGAUGUCCAUAUCAAGAAGAAUACGGUCACCAACUAUGGCGUCGGUCUCUGUGUCCAGACAAAUGGGGCAGAUGUGCACCACAAUAUGGUCUCGCAGUCCUGCUUUGGCAUCUUUGUCGAUCCUGGUGUUACCGGCGCCAACAUCCGUCACAAUCACGUCGGCCCGAGUAACCCUGCCUGCCAGAUCGCUUGGGGAAUCACAAUUGACGGCGCGGUCGGCUCCAAAGUUAGUGACAACCUUGUUGAAGGACAGAAGAACAAGGGCACGGGUGUAGGCCUGGUGGUCAUUGACGAGGAAUGCAACCCAACGGAUCCCCUAUUCGGCCUGUCUUGCCUGACUCUCAAGCGCAAGUCUGUCGCUUCGGACAACAUCUUCCUCCGGAAUACUUUCCGGGAUAACGACUUAGAUGUCUUUGUGAACACGACCAGCAAGACCAACAGCUUCAAGUGCAAUUCUUGUAAGACCUCACUCCCGAAGGGUCUAUGCGCGAAAUGA
Messenger RNA from Fusarium falciforme, 1203 nucleotides. RefSeq lists its product as hypothetical. Lineage: Eukaryota; Fungi; Ascomycota; Sordariomycetes; Hypocreales; Nectriaceae. The transcript is spliced from 2 exons. The coding region runs from base 1 to 1203 and encodes 400 amino acids. The record is from RefSeq and is a predicted model, not a curated record.